CGUUUUCAGGCGGCGUGACGCGCUCACGCCUGUCUCCUUGCCCCCUUCGGUCCUCCCUCCUCCCGGCGAGCUCCUCUACCACGGGUGUACCAACCAACCACCAGUCCACCAAGCGCGCGGGCGCCAUCAGGUAGACCGGCCCCUGCGUUAGACCCAACCCAACCCUAGCUACCGUGACGCUCGAUCGGCUUCGGGUUAGUUUGCGGAGGAGGCGUGGAGGUGGACCGCCUGUGCCGUGAGGCUGAGUCAUGGAAGUGCCGCCACUGCCAACGGCGUCGGAAGGGGAGCGCCGAAGCGUAGCGACGGGGUCGUGCCUCCCCAGGCUGGUCUCCGGCGUCCUCUCGGGGGCCCUCACCGGCAUCUUCGCCGUUGCUGGAGGCCUGACGGGGGCGUUCACCGGCGCAUUGGCCGGCCGAGCUUCCGACAGCGGCGUCCUCCGGGGAGCCGGCCUGGGGGCCUUUGCGGGGGCGGUACUAUCCAUCGAGGUUCUCGAGGCUUCGCGCGCCUACUGGAGCGCGGACCGAUCGAGCCCGCAGAGCACGUCCUCCAUGGGGGAUUUCAUAGAACAGCUCCUUCAUGCUCGAUUUGUGCAAGACCAGUAUGAGCCAUCGGCAUAUAUGGCCUAUCGUUGGCAGGUUGGCAUUGCCGACAAUGAUGAUAUGUUUGAUGUCCUUGAAGAUGUUUUAUCCGAAGGGCUCUCACAAGAUACUCUAAAGAAGUUGCCACAUCAUGUGGUUCCUGCACCAAUUGGUGAAAGCUUGUCUUGCGCUAUUUGCCUGCAGGAUGUUAUUAGCGGAGAGACAGCGAGGAAGUUGCCAAAGUGCUCUCACACCUUCCAUCAGCCUUGUGUGGACAGAUGGUUCAUUGACCAUGGUUCAUGCCCAGUAUGUAGACAGGAUGUGUAGGUAGAUCAUGAUCGAUUCUGGGUUAUCAUGCCUUUGUAAAGUUGCUACCCUCGUCAUAUAGAAGAAAAUACAGUACGUAGCAUGUAAAAAGUCCUGCACUUGUUCCUAUUAUGAAAAAUGGUUUACACAUC
Molecule: messenger RNA, 1036 nt
Organism: Zea mays
Lineage: Eukaryota; Viridiplantae; Streptophyta; Magnoliopsida; Poales; Poaceae
Product: putative RING zinc finger domain superfamily protein
Exons: 5
Coding region: 249-905 (218 amino acids)
Source: RefSeq, marked provisional